This is a messenger RNA of Nymphaea colorata (pocket water lily), 1459 nucleotides long. Its product is annotated as probable protein phosphatase 2C 43. The record is from RefSeq and is a predicted model, not a curated record. NCBI's taxonomy places the organism in Eukaryota, Viridiplantae, Streptophyta, Magnoliopsida, Nymphaeales, Nymphaeaceae. Bases 299 to 1435 code for a protein of 378 amino acids. Gene Ontology annotation, biological process: protein dephosphorylation. The transcript is spliced from 4 exons. Gene Ontology annotation, molecular function: protein serine/threonine phosphatase activity; cation binding.
CUCCUCCCUUAACCUGCAGGCAGCGACUGGAGACUGGAGGAGCUCCUGCCUUUGGCCGGGAGAAGAGGAAAAACCGCCCUCACAGAUCCGUUUGCUCUUCUUGGGGGUGCUGCUGGCUUGCUCUUCCCACCCUCUGAAAGACACCGAUUCUCUUUCACGCUCUCUGUCUCCUUGCCUCUUCGUUCCCGGAAGUCGGUGCAGGAAAUCUCGCCUCACCGCCAAGAAAAGCGAGCUAACAAGACCCAAGGGCUGGUCGGCGGAAAACAUCAAGCCAGUGAGAAUUGACCGUCAGUCCCCGAUGAAAAAUUUCUACAAGAACCGAUUCAAGAGGUUGGUGAGCAACGACGAAGACAAAGACGACCCCUCAUUCUGGUCGAAGACCCUUCGCCCGCACCCGCUUGGCGAGUUCUCUAUCGCCGUCCUGCAGGCGAGCGAGACCAUGGAGGACCAUGCUCAGGUCGAGACCAGCAGGCACGGUACUUUCAUUGGCGUCUACGACGGUCACGUUGGCGAUGACGCCUCCCGAUUCGUCGUUGAACAUUUGUUUCCUACCUUUGUGAAAUUUGUCAAGGAGGGAAUGAGCGUGGGAGACGCCAUUAGAGAGUCCUUUAGUUCAACGGACGAGGAGUUUCUGGAGAUGGUGGGGAGAACGAGGGAAGCGAAGCCUCUUAUGGCAGCAACCGGUUCCUGCUGCCUGGUGGGAAUCGUUUUGGCCUGCGGCACCGUCUACGUUGCCAACGCAGGAAACUCGAGGGCGGUGCUCGGGGGCUUCCUUGAUUCGCAUAUCCCGAAGGACUUCGUUGUCGAGCAACUGAGCGAGGAUCACUUGGCCAGCACUAGCGACAGCGUGAAGCAGAGCCCCGUCUCCCCUGCACAGCUGGGAGAUCCCAAUAUCGUCGAGCUGAACACCGGCGCCAGGGGCUUCGUUCAGGGAACCAGGGCCAUUGGUGACGCAUAUCUGAAGAAGCAGGAAUUUUCUCUUCCACCCGAAUAUCCACGUUUCCGACGUCCGGAGCCACUGACGAGACCUUUAUCAACCGCAGAGCCUUCAAUACGAGCGCACUCCCUUCAACCCAACGACAGGUUCUUGAUAUUUGCAUCCAGUGGCCUGUGGGAACAUCUCAGCAAUCAAGAAGCUGCUGAAAUUGUUCUUCGCAACCCUCGUGAGGGAAUCGCAAGAAGGUUGAUCAGAGCGGCUAUUAAAGUGGCAGAAAAAAAAAGUGGUGUGAGAUACGCUAUCAUGAAGCUGCUCGGCGAGGGGGGGCGACUUGCAUGCCAUAACGACAUCACUGUUGUGGUUGUUUACACAGACCAUGAGAUGAUUGGCAGAGCUUCUGUUGAUACCUCCAUCACUGGGGCGUCCAUUAGAGGGUUCAUCGACGCUGAGACGGCAUCAGACUUCUCAUUGCUGGAUGAAGUUGAACUGAUGAAGUGAAGGAUGACGGUGGCUUCCAUAUAU